UAGCUGGCAAAAUGGACGCCCCCAGUCCCACCAGCCCCUCAGAGUGAUUCCCAGCAACCCGGAAUCCACUUCCCUCCCAGCAAGACGAACCCAAACCAGUAGCUCCAGCAACCCGGAAUCCACUUCCCUCCCAGCAAGACGAACCCAAACCAGUAGCUCCAGCAACCCGGAAUCCACCUCCCCUCCCAGCAGGACGAACCCAAACCAGUGGCUCCAGCAACCCGGAAUCCACCUCCCCUCCCAGCAAGACGAACCCAAACCAGUUGCUCCAGCAACCCGGAAUCCACCUCCCCUCCCAGCAAGACGAACCCAAAACCAGUGGCUGCCUUUCUCUUCUAUGACAAACCCAAUUUACGCCCAGCUAGAUUCAGUGGAAUCGCUCCUGGACGAUCUCCCCUAUAUGUUUUAUCUGGGCCUGUUCUUCGUGAACGUUCUGAUCCUGUACUACGCCUUCCUGAUGGAGUACAUCGUCCUGAACGUGGGGAUCGUGUUCCUUCCCGAGGACAUGGACCAGGCGCUGGUGGACCUCGGGGUGCUGUCCGACCCGGCCUCUGUCCCCUACGACACGGACACGGAGCUGGAUUUGUUCGAGGGCUUCCUGGAGUGACGGGCUGGUCCUGGAGGAGGAGGUCAUCAUCAUCAUCAUCAUCAUCCUGGAGGUGGUGGUAGUGAUGAAGAGUUCCAGGCUGAACUCUUCCUGCUCAGGGAUGCUGGGAACAAAUCUGACGCUGCCGUUGCCUUGGUCUCACACAGACACAUCAAUUAAGAAGUUGUCUCGGCUCAAAAGAAGGUAACCCCGAGGAAGAGAUGAAGCACUGCCUGCCGUGUUAUGACUGUCCCGAGGAAUCUGCACCGGAUCAGCUGCCAGUCAGUCUGAGACCAUUCUAUCUAAAAACACUCGACUCGAGUCGGACAUCAGGGAGUUCACGUUGGAAUCUGUGGCUGGGGACACAGUGGAAUAUGAUUCAGUAGCAGUAUGUGCUGCAAAACUGAAUUCUGAAGCAUGUUUCAGGUUGGCUGCGCCGCUGCCAGUCCAGAUCCAGCAACCUGGCAUUGACACCCACCACUUAUCCAGGCUGUGCAAGAUCCUGUUGCUGAAUGCAGAAGGAAAUAAUUAUAUUCCCUAGCCACCAAAAGCCACAGUGUGACGUGCUUCACAGAGGGAAGUGGCAACGUGCGGAAUGUACAUCUGUCGCAGACUUAAUCACCCGCAGAACAACUUGCUUUACCCUUUUGUCCUUUUACAUUUUAAGGAAAACCAGUUGCUGCUUUGCAGGCUCACUCAUCCUUGAAAAACAAUUUAAAAUGUGUUGUUUGAGGCCAAUCAUACUGCAUGUGUGCUUCAAGGAUGUGCACACUCUCAGGAGCACAGUUAGGAACUCUGGGCACACUGACACUCACAGUGACACUGGACACAGGCUGUGCAACUACAGGUCGUAUCUGCUGGAGAGCUCUUAACUCUUUAAGCUCACUUAUAAAUCAGGAUCACCGCCCUGCACGUGUCACAAUCUUCACUGUUGUGAAUAAAAGCAUCUCAGUAGGUCUUCUGUUAACCUAUGGUUCAUUAAAUUAUUGUGGCGAAUUUAAUUGACCAGAAAACAACAAACUGUUAUAGAUUAGUUAUGACAAAUGGCCAAACACGCCCAAAUGAUAUCAGUAUGAUUGUCAAGUACUGAAACCUCCAACUUAAAAGAAGUGUUUCAGAUAUACACAUGUAGGUUCAUAUAAUGUUACAGAUUCGUUUGACAUGAGACUCAGAAGCAUGACAUCAGUUGUUUUGUUUAUUUUAGUUGUCGAAUUCUGUUUUAUCGCACUUUCUUUGAUAUGAAUAUAGAAUCCAGUUCUUAAGAGGUAUAUUCUCGGCAGCAAUAAUAAACUGGAUUCAACCAAUGGGGAAGUCUAAUAGUUGAACAUUUGAGAUAUCGUACAGAAUCAGGUAGUUAUUACAUAUAUUAGCUGGAUUUCAUUGUGGAGGGGAAGAAGAAAACCGCCUUGGGGCAGUGAAGGCCAGAGAAUUAAGUACAGCGCAACCAGUGUUUUCUGGCAAAAUACUGUCCAGAAUAAACAAAUUGUGUAUAAUCAUCAUGGCGCUACUGGGUGGUGACCAUUUCAGACCUUUUCAAAAUAAGUGCACAUGCAGAUAAUACCCCAUCAGAUCAACUGGUACGAAUCAGUGACGGCUAAUAACCAAAUUAUUAUAAUCUUUUGGACUAUGGCUGCCAUUAAGCAAUAUAUAAUGUAUCGAGGCAUUUGCAUUUGUAUUUGUCUGUCCAUCAGUUUGUCCAAAUGAAUUCAAGUUUUUUGAUAAAAGAUAAAAACAUCUUCAGAAACCCGACACUAAGGCUCAGGAUACCAAUAUUCUUUAAAUAAUAAAAACACAUGUUUGUGGAAACUGCUCAGAUAGAAUCCGGUAAGGGCUUCCUGUAGAUUAAUAGUGAAUAUUUAACUCAAGAAAGUAUUUAAUCAAUCUCCAUCAUGCUGGAAAUGGGCAACAUUAACAGGCCAAUAAUAAUAAUAAUAUAUUUUUGUUAUAAUAGUACGUAUUGUCAAUAGAUGGGUGAGUUGAAUCUCGAGGUCACUCCCUCUCCUGAGGAAUCAGCAAGUGAAGAUGGGAAGGAUUCUUGAUUUGUGUGGAAAGUGUUUCUUAAUCACCGGUGAAAGACGCUUUGUGCCAUGAUACCAGGCUGUGUUGUUCAGGCUCUGAUCAACAUGUGCUCAGUGUUUCACUCAUCAAUAAGGACUGUGAUAGGUCAGUUUGUCGAAUGUUAUCAUCAUCAUCCAAACACAACCAGUGCUUGUUCCCUCCCUCACAUCUGCAGACCUGCACACGUUAUAAUAAUCAAUGCAUCAUAGCAGAGUCGAUUUUUGCCAAGGUGUCUGUUUAAUAAACUGAGUGAAUGCCA
Limanda limanda (common dab) is the source of this 2903-nucleotide messenger RNA. It is a transcript of the gene dexi, whose product is annotated as Dexi homolog (mouse). The coding region runs from base 338 to 607 and encodes 89 amino acids. The record is from RefSeq and is a predicted model, not a curated record. NCBI's taxonomy places the organism in Eukaryota, Metazoa, Chordata, Actinopteri, Pleuronectiformes, Pleuronectidae. The transcript has 2 exons.